This is a messenger RNA of Aspergillus puulaauensis, 1254 nucleotides long. RefSeq names its product formate dehydrogenase (NAD+) FDH1 (gene fdh). Lineage: Eukaryota; Fungi; Ascomycota; Eurotiomycetes; Eurotiales; Aspergillaceae. Gene Ontology annotation, cellular component: cytosol. The coding region runs from base 1 to 1254 and encodes 417 amino acids. The record is from RefSeq and is a predicted model, not a curated record. The transcript has 4 exons. Gene Ontology annotation, molecular function: oxidoreductase activity, acting on the CH-OH group of donors, NAD or NADP as acceptor; formate dehydrogenase (NAD+) activity; NAD binding.
AUGGUAUUUAUACGUUCUUUUUCCCGUCAGCUUGGACGGCCCAUUUCUAGCCUCCUUUCACCCAAUGCGCUGAGCAGGCCUGCGCUCGGCAGCCGCUUCGGUGCCCCCGCAUUGGGUGGCCGUACUCCUGGUGCACGUACGCUAACUGCCUCUGCGAACCUACAGGGCAAGGUUCUUAUGGUCCUAUAUGAUGGUGGCUCCCACGCCAUAGACCAGCCCGGUCUCCUCGGAACCACCGAGAAUGAGCUCGGUAUCAGGAAGUGGCUCGAAGACCAGGGUCACACCGUUGUGACCACUUCCGACAAGGACAGCGAAAACUCGACUUUCGACAAGGAGCUUGUCGAUGCUGAAGUUAUCAUCACCACUCCCUUCCACCCUGGAUACCUCACUGCUGAGCGCCUGGCUAAGGCUAAGAACCUCAAGCUCGCCGUCACUGCCGGUAUUGGAUCAGACCACGUUGACCUCAAUGCCGCCAACAAGACCAACGGUGGUGUCACUGUUGCCGAAGUCACUGGCUCUAACGUUGUCUCUGUUGCCGAGCACGUCAUCAUGACAAUCCUUCUCCUAGUCCGCAACUUCGUUCCCUCACACGACCAGAUCCGCAACGGCGACUGGAACGUUGCUGCUGUCGCUAAGAACGAGUUCGAUCUUGAAGACAAGGUUGUUGGUACCGUCGGUGUUGGCCGCAUCGGUGAGCGUGUGCUCCGCCGCCUGAAGCCCUUCGACUGCAAGGAGCUCCUCUACUACGACUACCAGCCACUGAGCGCUGAGGCCGAAAAGGCCAUUGGCGCCCGCCGUGUCGAGUCCCUCGAAGACCUGGUCUCUCAGUGUGACGUUGUCACCAUCAACUGCCCUCUCCACGAGAAGACCCGUGGUCUGUUCAACAAGGAACUAAUUUCCAAGAUGAAGCCCGGUGCCUGGCUCGUCAACACUGCCCGUGGUGCUAUUGUUGUCAAGGAGGAUGUUGCUGAGGCUCUCAAGUCCGGCCACCUCCGUGGCUACGGUGGUGACGUCUGGUUCCCCCAGCCCGCCCCCAAGGACCACCCUCUCCGCUAUGCUGAGCACCCCUGGGGUGGCGGUAACGCGACUGUUCCUCACAUGUCUGGUACCUCCAUCGAUGCCCAGAUUCGCUACGCCAACGGUGUUAAGUCCAUUCUGGACAGCUACUACUCCGGCCGCUUCGACUACAAGCCUGAGGACCUGAUCGUCCACGCCGGCGACUACGCAACCAAGUCCUACGGUCAGCGCAAGUAG